CUCUCUCGGUAAGUGAGUUAGUCAAGUUAGUUAGGUUAUGUUAGGUAAUGCCUUUUCGUUCCUAUCAGUUUAAAUCCUCCCGCAUUACUUUGCUUCUAUUUGUACUUUCUUUAAUGAAGAAUGUAGCGGGUAUCCCGAGGGCACUGCGCUAUGCUGCGCCACGCUGGGUGAUAUUAGAGCUUAAUAGUGUUUGAAAGAGGGCUGAAGAAGACAGGAGAAGUCACCUGAAGAAGAAGAGAAGCGCUCUCGGGUUUUCUUAUUUAUCUGAGCUCCUGUCGGUGUGAAUGUGCCCUUCGCCCCGGGCUUUAUCUGCGGACUGUAACGCUAGGUUAGAUUAGUUAACUAGCUACUGCGCCAUCUAAAAACCAACCGUGCUGGAGGCUAGCUGCUGUUUUAAAGGACACACGCGCCCUUGUCACAACUUUUUUUUUAUGUUAAGACGACAUUAGAACGAUAUUUAUCACGUUCGUCCGGUUUUUGGUGGCAUUUUUGGGUAAAGUGGAGGGAGGGAAAAGUUCAGGCUCCUCUGGCUGCGGCAGCUUUUAACGUUGGUUACGUUAACUUACGUUAGUUAGCUAGGUUAACUCGCGUUAACUAGCUUUCGCCUAGUUAGCUAGCUAGCGAAGUUAACGUUAACUGGCUAUGCUAACUAGUUAGUUUAGCUAGCUAGCUUUUUUUUCUAAACGCGCGUCGUUGACACCGAGCUAAUGCGGGGUGUGUCUGAAACGUCAGAUGUGCUGCCUAGUUAGUGAGCAUUCUGAGGCAGGAAGGCACCCAAGCUUGUCUGAAGCGAAGUUUAACCAGUAAUUUAACACUAGCCUUCUGGUUUAAUGUGUUUAAAUGCUAGCUAAAAGCUAAUGAAAACACUCAACAGCCAAACAUACACAAUUAAACAGCAGUGAACUGUUUAUAGACUGCCAGCGUCAGGACCUGCGUAUUUUAUCCCCUUUUGAUUCGGAUACACGAAUCUUAAUCACUACACUGCCUUCUAAGUGAUAUAUCUAGGUUAGCUAACUAGUUAACCUUGCUAGUGUUGAGCAGCAAGAGCAUCAAGUCAGUCAGUAUUUCUUGCGGGUUAGAAACAGGAGUAAUGUAAUGUAAGCCGGGGUGUUCUGUCGAGUUAUGCUACCUUGUCAAACCGCGCUACCCUAGUAGUACAGUACAACUGUAAAAAUGCAAAAGAAGUACUAUAUUAGAGCAUGUUCCUAGUGGAAUCACAGUAGAUGUGGUUAGCUUUAGUAUAUUUGGAUAGCAUAAAUCACUGUAUAAAUUUAAAGUUACGGCAAUGAGAGAUCAUUACAAACUGCUUUUGUAUUGCUUAUUAUAUUUUAAAUACUAACUAUUGCAUUUUUUUUAUUAUUAAUAAUUUAAAUUUACACUUUUUUCUGUAAUGACUGAGUCCAGGUUGUAACAGAUUCAUUAUUAAAAAAAACGAGAAAUAAUAAAAAAAAAAAGUGUACGUCGGCGCAUGCGCAGUGCCUUUAGGAAGCACUUAUUUAUGGGUAGCACAAAUCGACAGAACACCGGCGAAGCUGCAGCUAGGCAAAUCGUGUGAUAUAACUAGGUUAUAACCUAUCCUAAGUUAUCUAGGUUAUCUUUGUUAGCUAACUAUUGGUUAUAAACAAUUCUGUUCUAAAAGCAUCAGACAACUCUAGGUAGCGUUAGCUAACCUAACUUGUUAUAAGCUGACUGUGUAGCUGGCGUUGUUACGUUACUGUGUUAACGUGGUUCAGUGCUGCUGACAGUCUGUAGCCUGUGCCUGCUGUCAAGUUCAGCGCAUUUGGCCGUGGCGUUUUUUUUUGUUUAGUGCAGCGAGCGAGGCGCAGGACUGAACUCAGUUUGUAAACAAGUAACUAGCAAGCUUAUAACGCUGGACUUUUCCCAAGCCGCCGGAUUCACCCACACAGUAGCUUCUUCAGCUCCCAUAAUAUUAGUUUGGAUUUUUUUUCGAGGGGCGUUCACCGUGGACGACUGACACAGGCUGGGUUUUAACUAGUUAGUUGGGUGGGCGAAAUAACUGCAGUUGAGCUUAGCCUGCGUCGUAAUUAGUUUAACGCUAGCUAACUACUUACUAAACACGCAGAUCAUUGCCUGUAUGCUGCUCGCUGCCCGUCCGUCCGAACAGCCAGCUCUAACCUAGCGUUAUUUAUCAGAGCCGCUUAUGUAACGCUGGCGAUUCCGCAUUCGACACCACAGCGAGCCGGCGGUUAGUCUGGGCAUGUCAACAGCUCUGCUCCCGGGGCUUAUUUUCGCUUUCAAGCGGGAGAAAUUAACCGCUCUCUAGUCGCUUUUCGCUUUGACACGUCGUUUCGAGGUAGACACGGUACAGACUAAGGCAAAACUCGGGUUAAAAUCGUAAAAAAAACGCCGUCCAAGCGUUUCGCAGCGCGGCUAGCCGCGUUAACCUAACUGACCUAACUAAGUGACAAACAUGCGUGGCAAGUGAAGGCUCAACUAGCUGGAGGAAUAAGUCUUGGAUUUAAAGCCUGGAAAUGAACUUGCUUUCUUCGUAAUUCUAAACAGCUUCGAGAGAUGGAUCGUGGCCUAAAACGCAGCAAUAAUCAGGAUGAAAAUCUGACUUUAGGGGAUCGUACGAUGAGAGGCCUGUCAACAGACAUAAACAGCACCAACAUGUCCAGCAGCCCAACCUCUGCUUCUAGCGACAUCUUAAAUGGACUGAGCAGCAGCAUGAGCGCUCAGAGAGAGCUCCCUAUGGCAGGGUCAACCAUGGUGGGACACGGCACUCAGGAGAACAGUGCCAAGUUAUUUGCUAAACCCUACAGGAUGCAGCACCAGCAAAGGCAGAAGGAAUCCCUGGGACUCAGCGUCGGGGAUAACUUUGCUCUCUUGGAUGAAAGCAUAGCGGACUUAAAUCGCACCUCUACCUCAGUGAACUCCAGCGGCCAAGCCCCCGAGACGUUCGCUUUCAAAAUGGAGCAGUUUUCCCCUCUGGAUAAGGUCAGCUACGAUUUUGGUCCCUAUGGCCAGCCGGGCAGGGAUGUGGAUGGUAACGAGAAGCUGCUGGACGAAAACACUCUGGACAUCCUGCACGAUCUGGACCUGCCCAGCUCUCCGUUAGAGCUCAAUGAGUUCUACGCGCAGGAGGACACUGCCUUUCUUUCCUCCCUGGCAGUGGAGGACGCCUUGCUCGGAGAGGCCGUCAUGCUGAAGGAUACUAAGCCAGUUGUCACGGGCAACGACGGAACCUGUAAAAAUGUGAAUGGCAACGGGAAACAACAUCCACAGCAGAUGCUGGAGCCUGGUGUCAACAUGCCAGUCAUAAAGACGGAGAAGGACACUGAAUUUAUUCAGCUGUGCACACCUGGGGUCAUCAAACAGGAGAAUGAAAGGAGGAGCUACUGCCAGAUGUCAGGAAUGCCCGCGGCCCACGGAGGGCUACUCAUGCUCGGGGGUGUUGGCAUGGACAGGCAGUCUUACCACUAUGGAGGUAAUACCUCCUCGGCCAUGGACUUACCUGAUCAGAAGCCCAUAGUAGGCUUGUUUCCCCCACUGCCGACUGUCAACGACGGUUGGCUUCGGGGCAAUGGAUAUGGCGAAGCAUCAGGGAUGCAAAGGGGCAGUGAGGCCAUGUCUCAGCAAUGUUCAUCCCCCUAUGCCCACAGCAACAGCCCCUUGCUGAGGCCAGACGCCAGCAGUUCCAGCCCAACUGGUCCUCCCCGCGGCCCAACCCACAAGAUCUGCCUGGUGUGUUCAGACGAGGCGUCAGGAUGUCACUAUGGUGUUCUGACCUGCGGCAGCUGUAAGGUCUUCUUCAAAAGAGCUGUAGAAGGAUGGAGAGCACGACAAAACACAGAUGGCCAGCACAACUACCUGUGCGCGGGGAGGAACGACUGCAUCAUCGACAAAAUCCGCAGGAAGAACUGUCCGGCCUGCCGCUUCCGCAAGUGUCUCCAAGCCGGCAUGAACCUGGAAGCGCGCAAAAACAAAAAGCUGAUCCGGAUAAAGGGCCAGCAGGCCUUGCCUGACCCAGCCCACGCCAUGCCCGACCCCUCAAGUUUAUUGGUGCCCAAGUCCAUGCCUCAGCUUGUGCCCACCAUGCUGUCCCUGCUCAAAGCCAUUGAGCCUGAGAUCGUGUACUCUGGCUAUGACAGCACCAUCCCGGACACCUCUACCCGCCUCAUGACCACCCUCAACCGACUGGGUGGACGGCAGGUCAUCUCAGCAGUCAAAUGGGCCAAAGCCCUACCAGGUUUCCGGAACCUGCACCUGGAUGAUCAGAUGACGCUGCUGCAGUGCUCCUGGCUGUUUCUCAUGUCCUUCAGCCUUGGCUGGAGGUCCUACCAGCAGUGCAGUGGAAGCAUGCUCUGCUUUGCCCCAGACCUCGUCAUUAACGAGGAGAGGAUGAAGCUGCCCUACAUGGGUGAACAGUGUGAGCAGAUGCUGAAGAUUGUCAAUGAGCUGGUGCGACUCCAAGUGUCCUAUGAAGAGUAUCUCUGCAUGAAAGUCCUUCUCCUGCUCAGCACAGUACCAAAGGAUGGACUGAAGAGCCAGGCUGUGUUUGAAGAGAUCCGGAUGUCCUACAUUAAAGAGCUGGGCAAGGCCAUCGUCAAACGUGAUGAAAACUCCAGCCAGAACUGGCAGAGGUUCUACCAGCUCACUAAGCUUUUGGAUUCCAUGCAAGAGAUGGUGGAAGGGCUGCUCAACUUUUGCUUCUACACAUUCGUGAACAAGUCCCUGAGCGUGGAGUUUCCGGAGAUGCUGGCCGAAAUCAUCAGCAACCAGCUUCCCAAAAUCAAAGACGGGAGUGUCAAGCCUCUUCUCUUUCAUCAGAAAUGACUGCCUUAGACGGAAACGACGAAAAUGCCUUAACGCCGUUCUAAAUCCCCACCGCUAGCCUAACCGCCCCCCCCCCCCCCCUUAUUGCUCUGAAUAGACCCUCCACUAUCAAGGAUUAAGUGAAUGUUGUUUUCGUCCUUCCCAGAGAAUGGGCUCUUGAGAGGGAGAACAGAAAGAUAAGGAAUGUUGUGGCACAGUUAAAGUACAGUAGUACAGUACAGUAAAGAUUUUUCAACCUUUUUAUUUUCCUAAAUCACAAUAUAUAACACUUUAUGCUUCUACAUUAGACUGGAGUGGGCUAAUUUUACAGGUUUAACAAAAGAAAGAAAUAUUUUCUAUUAAUAUUCUUUUUUUUUUUUUUUUUUGCAUGCACAGUGCUGCAAUGUUUACAGAGGUAUAACAAAAAGGGAAAAUGUGCCUUUUUACGGGGGAAAACAACGACAAACAAAAAAAAAAAGAAACAACUUUGCGAAAUGACUUUAGCAAUUUCUCUGUCCAGUGCAAGUAAGUGGCAUACACGCUGCUCUGUUCGUGCUUGUGUCUCGUACCCGUCACGGCUUUUUCUGCUGCUGUUUGAAGCAGCCGUGUUUGUUUUUUUUAAAGCUGGCAGCUCAGUGAUCCUCAGAGGUGGCUGAAGACUAGGAUGGAAACGCCUGGAACUGCCCAUGGAAAGAUUAAGUGUAUUUGAAUUUUUUAUUUUUAUUUUUAUUUAGUGUUGAUUUUUACCCAAAAUCUCAAAUCUCUCAAAUAUCUGAUGUCUUUUAUCAGCAGCUACUUGCUGUUUAUGCUUUUAUAUACAUCCGACGCCCCAGACCUGCAGAUCUAAAUUACUUGGCUGACGGCGCAAAUGUGUGCUUUUCAAUUUCUGUUUGUGUCACGCCAAAUCUGAAGCACUGCCCUCUACGCUCUACGUGCAGUAACCUAUAAAUCAAAGGAGCACUGUGUACUCUCUGAUGGGCUUCAAAAACACAUCAAAUGAAUUUUAAUGGCCUGAAGUAAGCAGUGGUGUACAGGCCCAGUUUAGGACUGAGCCGGCAGGCAGACAGAGAGCAAAGUCACUUCAAGUAAGUAAAUCAUUCGAAGAAGAGAAAGUGACUCGGAUCUUCCAUAGUUCAGCUGUGGGUUGAUCAGUUUUUGUUUGCUCUGCCAGUAAAGCACAGCUACUCACACAAACUUACUUCAGAUUUGGAAUGCAGCUACUGCUCUUAUACUGAAACUGUCCACACUCUUUUUGGGUCAAAUAGGAGAAUUUACAGACAUGCACCACCGCUACAACAUAAGUAGGUAUUCUAAGAAAAAAUUUUUAACUGCUAAGUGCUUUUCCAAUGACAUCUGUAAUAAAUAAAUCGCCCCCCCCCUUAAGUAAGUGAGUGAUUUAACCAUCAUUAAAGAACAAUAACGCAAGAACGCACGUUACACAUUAUGUUUGUACAGCAGGACUAUGUGAGUUUACAGAGCAUCGACUUGACUGGGUGUUGGCAUUUACAUGCUAAUCCUUGUGUCAAGUGAAUGUUUUAAGCCUAAAAGAGAGAGAUUGAUUUAGGUUUGUUGCAGGAUACCAGUACAAUGACACUGUAAGACUCAGAUUACCAUACGGAAAGCACUUAAGAUAAAGAUAAACCAGCAUUUCAGACGAGUCAGACAAGUCAAAUGAGCGCUGGAUGUUAAUCUACACAGAUUUCUCUUCUAAAAACUGUUAAUUUGGGGUGAGUAAAGCGCUUCCAUUUAUUAACAGUAAGCUUAGAUUUCCAGAGUUCCACUGAAGCUGGAGUAUUAGCAUUAGUGGCGUACUGAUAGCAGGUAAUGCGAAUGCCGCUCCAUCAGUGUUAGCCAGGGAAACUCCUGUAUAACUCUGUACUUCAGCGGAGUGGCUUUACUGCUCCUUAAAUCGAGAUUGGUAAAAUUCAUACGUAAGGUGCACUAGAUUAUAAGGCUCACUGAUUAUUUUUGGGACAAUGAAGGGGUUUUAAGGGCACCUUAUAGGCGAAAAAUACGGAUUGUUUCAUCCUAAAGCAACAGUUUCUCAAUACGAGGACACAAAUUUGGACUCCCAUACUUGGCCAGUACAAACUUGGCAAGUUUGUCUCGGGAGUGAAUACUCCCAAGGAAGGGAGGACGCAAUUCUGUUCUUCUGUAAUUGAAACAGGUGCGUACUUGAUGAUGUCACUUUCUCAGGGGAGCGUAAAUCGUUGUAAUGCUAGAGCUGUCCAGCUAAUGAGACUGCACAUCUCCGAUAAUUUAGAAGCACAUCUGUACAUAGCCUCACUACUCCAAUACUGGUGCAAGGUGCUUUCUGGGAUAUCGGACUGUAAGAAGCCCACACCGUUCAUGCAUCCUCAAUAAUGUGGGAGGAGCUAGAACACAUCCGGCUAUUUAUAGUGUUCUUAGCUAACUGAGGACUUUUAAAUAGAACAGUACUUAGGCUGUAAAUGGUGACAUUUCCGGGGUUCACAAAAACAACAAGUACAGACAAGAAUGCAGAUUGAGAAACAGCCAGUGAUUAGCUAUGCACAGGAUAUUGGACAAUCAAAAUUAUUCAUCCAAAAAUGACAAAAAGCUUGGUAUAUUAAUUUAUAAUAAUUUGGUUAGUUUGUCUGUUAGGAUGGUAAAAAUGUUCAUUAAAAAGAGUUCAUUAAAUAUUUUGUUGUAAUUGUAGAGUAAAUUGCUCUUUGUUUGAAAACCAGGACAAAAUAUAUUUAUGCAAUUUAAUUCAUGUAAUGGUGAAAAAAGUUCCAAAAUGAUUGAAAACCUAAAAAAUAAAAAAAGUGUUUGGUAUUUAGGUAUUUAGCUUUAGGACUUUGGUAUUAGCUGAAGAUUUUCACUAACAGCAUUAGACAAUAAUAUAACAACCUGAUAUGCAAUAGCAAAAUCUUACUGAUACGCAACAUUACACAAUGUUGGUAUCUAGACAACCAAAUCUCACAUUCAAUUAUUCUCAGAUUCUCAAAAAAAUUAUAAUUAAAAGCACAGACUGUUAGAAAUCAGUUCUUUAACAUCACCCAGUAAACACAAAACAUUAACCGAGAACUGAACUCUACACCGGCCUUCAUGCACAAUCAAAGGGUAAGAGUGCAUUAUGAGCAUGUUCUAAAGAUGUUUAUUCCCAACCUCUGGAAUACUAGAAUGGGAAAAAAUAAACAAAUAAUUAUUUUGUAUUCAUCUCUAUGUUAUGCUUCUUCUGCCUUUCCAUUUUUCUUGCUAAAACAAAGAUUUGCUAAAACAAAGACCAGAAAGAAAAGCUAAAUCUGAUAUUGGCAACACUCAUGAAUAAGUGGCAGAGUUGUUGUAUCUGCAGUGACCUGUAGUUAGCAGUGGCAUUAACAUCAACCAGUCAUCUGCCAUCAACCUAUAGUUGUUUAUUCGCAUCAUUACAUCAUGAGUGGACAGUGGACAGGGUUCAUACAGGAUUAUCAGUGCGGAUGAGAUCAAGGUUUAUGUCAAACUGAAAUUUUGUCUUGAAAAGCACGUAGCAGUCCAAAAGCACUUUCAUUUUCGGCUCAUUACAAUUACAAUGAAACGUGAUUGCAUCUUUGGAAUUCUCCUUUAACUCAUUUGACCUCCUCAGGCUAACUGUUCUGUCCUGUUUGACCUCCCAGCAGCAGCAGCAGCAUCAUCACUGUUUUAGUGUCUUUUUGGACACAUAGCUCUGGAAUCUGUUUCUUUGUCCUUUUGUGUGGUGCUCUUCUCUGGUGCCAGUCUGGAUCUGGAAAAAUACCACUUUAUGAUAAUUUUUGUGAACAGGAACAAAAGUAACAUCAACUCUUCUUCAUUCUGCUCAGGCCUGCGUUCGCUUUUUCCCUCGCUUGUGCUUCAGUUUUCACAGUUUUUACCGAAAUUACACCAGCGAAGCGUUGCGUCCACCCUCGUGAGCCUAUUAAUAACGAGCCUUGUCAUCAUUUCAGUGUGCAUAGCCAUUCAUAACGCUAGAAAGUGAUUCAAAAUACUUUUCUCAUAGCGUGACUAGCACAUUUCUGUGUUCAAGAAAAAAUAAUCUUUUUUUUCCCCCCUCUUUGAAAUUAUUCACCACCUAAGGGUGUAUAGAAGCUGAAAGAACAGCUGCCUCGUGAUCCAGAGGGCUGACACAAUCCUGUGCGAAUACUUCUGAAAUGAAGAAAAAAAAAAGAAAAAGAAAUUCCAAAAUGAAUUGUUCCCGUAUAGAGCACUUCAAAACAUGCAUGUGUAACAUGUUUUAUGUUUUAUUUUUAGAACACUUUUUAAAAGUCCUUUUAUCAAUCGAUAAAAUCUGUUUAAUUUUUUUUUUUUUUUUUUUUUUUUUUUUAUUAGAGAGCACUUAUUAAACCCAAAGCCGGGUUGGAGUUGCAGUAUUAACGUGCACGUUGUAAACAGUGGGCUUAUCUACAUCUACAUUAUUUAUAAGGGUUUACUGUGUUAAACACUUGGCUGAGCCUAAUAUUAUAAAUAUACACCUCUGGAAAAAAUAAGAGACCACUUAAAAAUGAUUUAACUGAAUGAGUUUCUUUGAUUUUACCAAAUUUGACAAGUUAUCCAAAAGUAGUGUGUAAGACUGGUGGAGGAGAACAUGGCAAGAUGCAUGAAAACUGUGAUUAAAAACCAGGGUUAUUCCACCAAAUAUUGUUUUCUGAACUAUUCAACCUUUAUGAAUUUAAACUUGUUUUCUUUGCAUUAUUUGAGAUCUGAAAGCUCUGCAUCUUUUUUUUGUUAUUUCAGCCAUUUCUCAUUUUCUGCAAACAAAUGCUCUAAAUGACAAUAUUUUUAUUUGGAAUUUGGGAGAAAUGUUGUUCACAGUUUAUAGAAUAAAACAACAAUGUUCAUUUUACUCAAACAUAUGCCUAUAAAUAGUAAAAUCAGAGAUACUGAUUCAGAAACUGAAGUGGUCUCUUAAUUAUUUUUUUUAGGUGCCCUCUGCAUUGUUGGGAAAGAUCAAGCAUUUUGGCUUACUUUCACAUACAGUACAGUGUUAGAAGACCCCCGGUACAUUCAUCCGUGACAUAAUAGACAUUUGUUAUUCUGUAUAUUCUGUAUACAGUGUAGUCCAUAACCCAUACUGUUCCAGCAAAAACAUAAAAAUAGAAAAAUAAUAUUUUUUAAAAGUUGUGCAAACAUAAAUUUCUAUUUUCCCUUAUUUCCUCAGUUGCUUCACUUCAGGCCUUGCUAAAGGGAGAACAGAGAGCCAUACUCGGUUUUGUAUUAAGGAGUACUUUUCCAGUAACAAUUCUAAUCCUCUACAAUCCUUCACUAAUUAAAAAAAAAAAACCUUAGAUGUGAAUUGUUUCAUAUUCAAAUCCUUUUACUACAGAAAAAAAAAUAUUUUAUUGCGCGAGAAGCUUCGUAUCGUUUUUGUGUUUUGUUUUUUUUUUUACAAAAAAAAGUGUUAUAAUGUUUGCCCUGUAAGUAAAUGUAAAUUCUAUUCUAUAAAUCAAUAGGAAGGAUUUAAGAGAGAUCACUGUGUUAAAAAAAUAAAAAUAAAAUAAGACAGGGAUUUUAACUAGAGAGGGGGGCAAGGGACUGGAGCAUAUUUUGUAUAGUGCAACAGAGCGACCAAAGCAAAGUAGAUAUAUAUAUAUAUAUAUAUAUAUAUAUAUAUAUAUAUAUAUAUAUAUAUAUAUAUAUAUAUAUAUAUAUAUAUAUAAUUAUAAAACAGAAAAAUGUAAUAAAAAAAUACAGAAGUGUUUAAAGCAGUUACAUUUUACAGUAGCACUUAUUAUCCAAUACUAUAGAAUGUAUUGUUUUAUCUCUUUUUCUCUUUUUUAUUUCUUUUGUAAAGGUCUAGGCUUUGGUCUCAUAUUAUAUAUUGCUGUAAAAAAUCAACCAGCUACUUUAAAAAGGAAAAAAAAGAAAAGAAAAGAAAAAAGGAAAGAGGAAAAAACUGUGUGUGAAAGUAAUGUACCAGAGCCUGACAAUUUGCACUACCCUAUUACUGGUCUAAAAAAAAAAGUCUAUUUUGUACAAAAUUCAUGCAAAUAUUAUAUUCAAAAUUAAGGGCAGAUCAUAUUUCACUCGUAUAUGGCUUACAUUAAAGUCUGUUUUGUUUGUAUUUCAGUUAUGUAAAUGUAAUCCAAUGCAAAGAAUGUCUAUUUGUUUUAAAAAUAGUUUUGUAUUACACUUAAGUAGUCAAUGUCAAUCUUUACACUUAUUUGAUUAAAUGUUGAACAAAAA
Molecule: messenger RNA, 10935 nt
Organism: Astyanax mexicanus (Mexican tetra)
Lineage: Eukaryota; Metazoa; Chordata; Actinopteri; Characiformes; Acestrorhamphidae
Product: glucocorticoid receptor
Exons: 10
Coding region: 2533-4797 (754 amino acids)
Biological process (GO): nuclear receptor-mediated glucocorticoid signaling pathway; regulation of DNA-templated transcription
Cellular component (GO): nucleus
Molecular function (GO): zinc ion binding; sequence-specific DNA binding; DNA-binding transcription factor activity
Source: RefSeq, a predicted model, not a curated record